AUGACAAACUACGGAGAUCACACAGAUUUUAGAAUUUUAAAGUUUACUGUAAAGAUUGAAGGCAGAGAUGAUGAGAUUACCGUACCUAUUUACGGGGCUGAAGAAAUCUUAAUGGCAAUUCCCGAAGGUACUAAAUAUCAAUCAACUAUUCAUUUUCUUGCAUUGAAAUCAUUAAAGAACUUUGUUUAUACUCAAGCAGCUGUCAAAGCCGGUAUUACUGUCAAAAAGACCGUUACUGAAUUAGGGGACUUUGAACCAAGAGAAGAACCUUAUUCAAUUGAAUUUAAAGAAGAUCAAACUCCUUCAGGUUUCUUCUUUAGAGGUAAAUGUCCGGUUAAAAGUACUUAUACUCUUGAUGGUGAAGUUGUUUUAGAAAAUAGUUGGACUGUUGAAGUUACCAAGUAA
Yamadazyma jaroonii is the source of this 405-nucleotide messenger RNA. The record is from the annotation of a GenBank genome assembly. NCBI's taxonomy places the organism in Eukaryota, Fungi, Ascomycota, Pichiomycetes, Serinales, Debaryomycetaceae.